AAAUCCAACCUUUCAUGAACCAUCACACUCAGAUACACUCAUCUCAACAAAUACGGUGGAUGUUUCUGAUGUGCCUCCUGAUUCGAGUGACCACCAUAUAGAAACUUGGGCUGCGUCAGAUAUUCGUUUGAUCCAAGAUAAAUCCUGUAUGUCUAAUACCGUGAGUGAAGGGAACAUGUCAUCAAGGCAGUUGAGAAAGCGUCCUACUCCAAGCCAACUUGUUGAUGCAUCUGAUGACGAGGCUCACUCUGAUGGCAACAACUCAGCUGAAGCUCAUUCUCAUAGUCCCUCCAAUGGAGAUGAACCAUAUGAAGGCGAUGAAUAUAGGCCACGGAAUUCCUCUCAGAAGAGAAAUACUCCAAGAAAGCCAGAAAGACCGUUGGCUAAGAAACAGAGAGAAGAAAGAAAGAAAGAGGCCAAUAAAGCAUCUGAAAAAAAGUACUGGAGAACUCGCAAGAAAUUCUCUCACUCUACUCGACGUGGCAAAAGAUGUGUGGAUAAGGUUCUGCUUCAAACCCCGGAGGAUGAAAUUGACUAUCGAAAGUUGCCCAUUAAGGAUCUAAUUCUUCUUGCAGAACAUAAGGAGCGUUUAACGGUCAAAAAGGCAAAACCAUCAAAACUUAAUUCAAGCAAUCAGAGCUCUGACAAAUCAACUCAAGGAGAUGCUUCUCAUAAGGAAGGUGAGAGUUUUCCUUCUGAGCAAGGAAACGAAGCCAGCAGUAGUGCUGAACCAGCUCCUCUAUUUUUCAAUUACCAGUCUUUCAUGGAGAAAACACCUCGCACUAGGUGGUCAAAGCAAGACACUGAAUUGUUUUAUAAGGGUAUAAGGCAAUUUGGAACGGAUCUCUCAAUGAUUAAGGAACUCUUCCCCAAAUUGACACGCCAGCAAAUAAAGUUGAAAUUUAAGAAAGAAGAACGUCAAAAUCGGUUAGGGCUUUCUGAAGCUUUGGCCAGCCGUGCAAAAGAUCAUUCUCAUUUUGAAUUGGUGAUUGAGCGUCUCCAAGCUGCUGCCCGAGCAGGGAAAGAGUCAAGUAUAGAUGUUUCGGCAAGCAUGACAGCUGAGGAAGAGGAUGGGGAGUCAUCACCUGAAUCCAAUGAGGAAGCAGAAAAGCCUGCAGAAAAGCUAGAGAAAGAUGAGGAAAUAGGAGAUGAAGAUGGUAAAGGUGAUGCUGAGGUUCAUAAUUCUUUGAAGUCUGAUGAAAGCGAUGAUGACCUUUUCAAUUGCUUGGGUUCUUACAACAGUGAAUUUUAAUUAACUAUUUCAGAUGUUGCUAACCAUAAUUGUUGGUGAACAUUGCUCGAUACACAGAGCGGCUCAUUUUUGUCUGUAACUUGUCAUUUUUCCGAAAAUUAUUUUGAUUUGAUCUGAGGGAAUCUUUCAAUUGUCCAUAUUUAGAGUAUGUGAUUUAACCUUGCCAAUAGAACCGAUACUUCUAUCGA
This is a messenger RNA of Eucalyptus grandis, 1440 nucleotides long. Its product is annotated as transcription factor TFIIIB component B'' homolog. The transcript is spliced from 8 exons. Gene Ontology annotation, cellular component: transcription factor TFIIIB complex. The record is from RefSeq and is a predicted model, not a curated record. Gene Ontology annotation, molecular function: TFIIIC-class transcription factor complex binding. NCBI's taxonomy places the organism in Eukaryota, Viridiplantae, Streptophyta, Magnoliopsida, Myrtales, Myrtaceae. Gene Ontology annotation, biological process: RNA polymerase III preinitiation complex assembly. The coding region runs from base 149 to 1252 and encodes 367 amino acids.